Messenger RNA from Candidozyma auris, 2865 nucleotides. RefSeq names its product Muc1p (gene MUC1). The transcript has a single exon. NCBI's taxonomy places the organism in Eukaryota, Fungi, Ascomycota, Pichiomycetes, Serinales, Metschnikowiaceae. The record is from RefSeq and is a predicted model, not a curated record. The coding region runs from base 1 to 2865 and encodes 954 amino acids.
AUGUCAUUCUGGGAUAACAAUAAGGACAGUUUUAAAGCUGCUGGUUUGGCCACCGCCCGAGGAAUUGGUCGUGGCACAAAGGCUGUCAGCAAAGCCGGCUACAACACCUACAAGAGCCAUGAAGCCAAAAGGAAAGGGCUACCUCCUCCAGAUCAGGGGAAUUCCAGCUCCAGUGCUCCUCCUCCCCCAGUGGACUACCAGUACAAGCCUCCAGAUAAGGAGACGUUGGCGCUGUUGCCCAAACCCGUAAAGAGAAACGUGGGAGCGUACGAGCCUCCCAAGCCAGGUGAGAAGUCGAAGUACCCUACUGUAUCAGCUCAGAGUCAGCAGAAUACAAUGACUCAAGGGCAGCCGCAGUAUUACCCGCAAAAUCAAGGCUAUCAGCAACAACAAGACCAGGGAUUCCAACAACAGGGUUACCAGACUCAGCCUCAAGUUUCACAACAACCUCAAUACCAACAACCUCAAUACCAACAACCUCAAUACCAACAACCUCAAUACCAACAACCUCAACAACAACAGCAAUUCCAGCAGCCAUCUCCCCAGCCUAGCCAACAACAGUACCAGCAGCCACAUCAACCUCUGUACCAGCAAACUCCACAGGAUCAGAGUCAGUAUCAACAGCAGACACAACCUCCAGCGUACGUUCAGGCACCAGGGACUGCUCCAGCUGCUGCCCCAGCCCCAAUUUCAAGCCAAGCCCCAGCUUAUACCGCCACUGGUGCCCCGCCAGUUGCCCAAAGAAAUGCUCCUCCUCCACCUCCCAGGUCAGACUCGUCCUCAAUUCCGCCUUCAGGGCCUCGGCGUGAAGCGGUUUCUCCCGACCAUAGCACCGGAAGCUCCAAGCAGUCAAUGUUUAGACCGGAUGUCGAUCUCUCUCAGUUUGCACCUCCUCCUAUCCAUAAAGAUAGGGGAAGCACAGAGUCGUCGCCAGCACCUAAGCAUGCCAGUUUAACUGGUCUGUCAAUUCCGAGCAAGGAAUCUGUUGCACCCUCCAAUCCUCCUGUGACACAGCUGCCAGGUAUAAGACAGCAUCAAAGCACUGCGCCUGACCCUACAAAGUUUGCGCCUCCUCCUCCAAUUCGUAGAGGUGGUCAACCACCAGCUCCAACGGCUCCAACGAAUGCAGCUGAUGCGCCCACAUCAGGAACAAUGCCGGUUUUACCUGCAAAUCAAAAUUCUCCAGCUAUACCACCCGCUAGGGGACCCCCUCCUGCGUUACCACUGAGAAACUCUGAUCUGACGGCUGCCAGUAAACCUGCCAAGGUACCACCGCCAAAACCAGCGACCAAGCCUUCAUUUUCGUCGCAUCCUUCAUCAACAUCAACUUCGACGGUCCUACCACCUAGCUUACCUGAUAGAGAACCCCGUACGAAUUCUCCACCUCCACCAUAUAAAGUCACUGAGAAUGAGGCGGAGUCGAAUGAACCAGCCCGAGCUGCUCAAAAUUUUUCUGAUUCUUCGUCGACUGGGCCAAACUUUGCAGCUGAAAUAGCCCGUUUAAGAAGUACUGUUUCUACGUUGUCGACUGAGGACGAGACUACAGUUCUGAAAAAAGUGCCUCCUCCAAAACCGGCUAAACCCUCUAAGCCUGCCAAACCAGCUAAACUCGUCAACACUCUGAGCGUUGCAAGCCCUGCUGUUGCUGCUAAACCCAAAAUCGCUGCAAAACCUGAGAUCACUCCAAAGCCUGAAGUUGCCGCAAAAUCCGAAAUCAGCGCAAUGGCUGAUGAAUUAAAGAGCACUAUGCCGAAGCCACAAGUUGCAAAGAAACCUGAGGUAGCUGCAAAACCAUCAGCAGAUGCCGCUGCUGGCAUAAAGACUGCCCCUCCACCUUUACCAAGAAGAGAAUCUCAUCCAGGGAAUCAAACAAAUGUGGUGCCUCCACGCAAACUCCCCCCUGUGACUCCUGUUGUACAGCCAAAGCCUCAAGUGACACCACAACCUUCGCCAAAACCUACGCCUUCUGAGCAGCAGGCUGCUCCACCACCACCAAAGCGGAACUACGAAAGAAAACCGGCUCCUUUGCCACCUCAAGCUUCUGCAGCGUCUGCCAUGGGUGAAGCGCUUCCAUCACCUCACCAGAAUGGUCCUCCUAACUUGGACCUUGAAAUGGGCAGCGGCUGGUUCAUGGUUACAGAUGGACCUAUUGAGUUCCCAAGAGCUUUAAGUGGAUUGAACUACACCACCUCGUACAUGUAUUCCACUCGAGGUGGACCGGGAGGCAUGAAGAAAACAUCUACAAGGGAAUUGACUGUUCGUCUCAAGGACUUGGCUCGGGUCAAGUACAAAUUCAAAUGGGAGAAUGACGAUGUUCAAAGUGCAACUGUGGAGAUUGCCGAAUUCAUGCCCUCGCCAAUCACACAUAGAGUGCCUCUGAAUGCUGAACUCGUUGCCUACAGUCAGCAAUAUGGAGAGCAUGUAGCUGCGUGGGCGCUUCAUCACGAAGGGCAGAGGGUAGAUCGUGGAGAGUGCUGGGACCUUGCGAAGUUUGCUUUGGAAAAAGGCUGUGGAAAACAUGCUUUCAUAUCAACGUAUACUCAUCAUGGAUUCCCCAUUUUGGAAGUGCAUGGUUCACCCAAUGGUGCUACAGUGGUGCGUCCUCAGGCUGACGAGAUAAGAAGAGGAGACAUUCUUCAGUUCACCACGGCCAAAUUCGAAAACAAGGCCACGGGAAGCUGGCUGACAGCAGGAGAUCCCGACCAUACAUCGGUGGUGAUUGAUAAAGUAGGUGCCAAAGUUAUGGUACUUGAGCAGAACGUGGGCGGCGUGAAAAUUGUGAAGAGAGGCGAGUAUGAGAUUGGAAAUAUUACUCAAGGAUCUGUUGUUGGUUACAGGCCCAUGCCUGCCAGCUGGAUUGAAUAA